AUGGCGGCUCCACUAGGUGGUAUGUUUGCUGGGCAGCCACCGGGGCCCCCGCCACCCCCACAAGGACUCCCCGGCCAGGCCUCGCUGUUUCAAGCCGCGCCAGGGGCUCCCAGGUCCUCCAGUAAUACGUUGGUGGACGAGCUGGAGUCCUCUUUCGAGGCCUGCUUUGCUUCUCUGGUGAGUCAGGACUAUGUCAACGGCACCGAUCAGGAGGAAAUUCGAACUGGUGUUGAUCAGUGCAUUCAGAAGUUUCUGGACAUCGCAAGACAGGCAGAAUGUUUUUUCUUACAAAAAAGAUUACAGUUAUCUGUCCAGAAACCAGAGCAAGUUAUCAAAGAGGAUGUCUCGGAACUAAGGAAUGAACUGCAGCGGAAAGACGCCCUGGUCCAGAAACAUCUGACCAAGCUGCGCCAUUGGCAGCAGGUGCUGGACGACAUAAGUGCGCAGCACAAAAAGCCCGCUGACCUCCCGCAGGGCUCCUUGGCCUACUUGGAGCAGGCAUCGGCCAACAUCCCCGCACCCAUGAAGCCUACCUGA
This is a messenger RNA of Chrysochloris asiatica (Cape golden mole), 537 nucleotides long. It is a transcript of the gene MED28, whose product is annotated as mediator complex subunit 28. The coding region runs from base 1 to 537 and encodes 178 amino acids. The transcript is spliced from 4 exons. Gene Ontology annotation, cellular component: mediator complex. Lineage: Eukaryota; Metazoa; Chordata; Mammalia; Afrosoricida; Chrysochloridae. The record is from RefSeq and is a predicted model, not a curated record.